Molecule: messenger RNA, 855 nt
Organism: Dichomitus squalens LYAD-421 SS1
Lineage: Eukaryota; Fungi; Basidiomycota; Agaricomycetes; Polyporales; Polyporaceae
Exons: 2
Coding region: 1-855 (284 amino acids)
Source: RefSeq, a predicted model, not a curated record
AUGGCUUCAGGCUCUCGUUACGCCCCUCUGGCAGAAGACGACUUUGAGUCGGAAGAUCCAGGGCCACACACUCACCCGGCUCCAUCACUGGCACACACCCGCCCGGCUUCACCCACUGCCACGCUCCAAGCGUACCCGGAAAUUCAAUGGAUCUACGCUGGUGUUGAGUACGACUCGUUGGAAAACGCUAUCCGCGCCUCGGCAAAUAGUUUAGGCAUCACCAACCCAGCUUACGUCGACUGGACUAUCUCUGUGACAAGGGAUAUCACCCGGCGGGAAAUAGUUAACGUUUACAACGUCCUCGGCAGCAAGAUAUAUGAACAUCGGAACGACUUCCUCAAUGAGAUCGACACCACCCACGCCACCUUCAAAGAGCUGACACUGCUGGGAACCUCGCUCUCAAAGCCGUUGAAGAGAACAAACAAACAGCUGAGGGCGGAACUGGUCACUGUCCAUGCAGAUCUGGAAGUUCUCAACCGGAACGACACGGAGCUCGUCAAACGAUAUAAGGAACUCGCGGCCAAGUUUACACAGUUGGAGCAAGGCCUAUCAACCCGCACCACGCUUGGUACCAGCACCGCACCGGUCCCUGUCGUAUCACAGGCCUCGCGUAUCAAGGCAUCAGAACCACCCAAGUACAAGGGCAACAAAGGCUCGGACAUCACUCUCGAACAAUGGUUGCAGAAGAUGGGUCUUUGGUUCCGCGUUCAGAACAUCACCAUGGACAACGACAAGAUUACCCUGGCCCUCAUGUACUUGGAAGGUGGUGUGCACGAUUACGUCGAAGACUACAUCGAGACAGCAUCAAACAGCGGAACCCUUGGACUCCUGGACCGACUUCGUCAACCGACUUAA